AUGAUGGACCCUCAUCAAGAUCCGCCGCUCCAACGAGAGAGUCAAAAAUACGAUGCCGAAGAUGCCGGUGAUGGCCGGCCAGCAGACAACAGCUCGAGCAACAUCAACGACACCACAUCUGAUUCAGAUCCAGAAGCAUUGGCUCAAGUACCCAGCGGUCCAGCUUAUAGUGUCUUCUCCAAAAGUACGAAACGAUGGAUCGUGACCAUGAUCGCUUUCUCCAGCUUCGUCUCACCAAUGACAGCAAAUAUAUACUUUCCGGCUCUGGUGCCUAUAGCUCGGGAUCUUGACGUCUCGGUCAGUAUGAUCAAUCUCACCCUGACCACCUACAUGAUCUUUCAAGCCAUCGCCCCCACACUUGUUGGCGACCUAGCAGAUGCCGCUGGCAGAAGACCGGCCUUUUUGAUAUGCUUCGUCAUCUACAUCUUUGCCAACCUCGGCCUAGCUCUGCAGAAGAACUUUGCCGCGCUUCUGGUCUUGAGGAUGGUUCAGAGUGCAGGCAGCAGUGGGACAGUAGCUCUUAGCUUUGCUGUGAUUGCGGACGUUGCAGUCAGUGCCGAGAGGGGUAAAUACAUGGGAAUUGUUGGCGCCGGCAUCAAUAUUGGUCCUGCCCUGAGCCCGGUAUUUGGAGGUCUCCUUGCCGAGUACCUCGGCUGGCCAGCUAUAUUCUGGUUCUGUAUGAUUUACGCCGCGGUCUGGCUCGUACCGUACGCCCUGACGGUGCCUGAGACAUGCAGAAACGUGGUGGGCAAUGGUUCAAUUCCAGCCCAGAGCUGGUGGAACAUGACGGCCGUCGACCUGUGUCGUGCUCGCCGCCGGAAGCGCAAUGGGGAAUCAUUGGGUGGCGCCCGCACCAAGCAAAAGCUGCGCUUUCCGAACCCGUUUAAUACACUCAAGGUGGCCUUCGAAAAGGACCUCGCCCUUCUUCUGUUUUACGGCACCUUGACCUACUUGGUGUUCAUUCUCAUUGCGGCAACACUGUCUACCGAGCUUGAAGCUAUCUAUCACUACAGUGACCUUCAGCUCGGUCUAUGCUACCUGCCCUAUGGAGUCGGAUGCUGCUUUGCCGCUGUCAUGCAGGGGUACAUUCUGGACCACAACUACCGCCGAAUAGCCCGCAAGAUAGGCUUCACCAUUGACUACAAGCGUGGCGACGAUCUUUCGAAUUUUCCGAUAGAAAAGGCUCGCAUACUACCAGCUUCCCCAUUCCUUUUCGCCGGAGUAGCGGCUGUAAUCUGCUAUGGCUGGGUACUUCACUUCGAAACCCAUGUUGCAGGACCACUGGCACUAGUCUUCCUAAUCGGCCUCUGUGUGACAGGGUCCUUCUCGAUACUCAAUACUCUUCUUGUGGACUUGUACCCUGAAGCUCCCGCCACCGCCGUAGCGGCCAUGAAUCUCGUCAGGUGUCUCUUUGGCGCUGGUGGAACGGCCGUGAUCGAGUACAUGCUGAGGGCUAUGGGGAGAGGAUGGACAUUUACUUUCUGGGGACUAGUUCUCGUGUUAUUUUCUCCUAUCCUCUGGGUCUUGGCCAAAUGGGGCCCUGGAUGGCGAGAGGAGAGAAGAGUGCGGAAGCUCAAAGAGGAGGAAAAGGAAAGAGCGGUUACAUCACGGCCCUGA
Molecule: messenger RNA, 1617 nt
Organism: Podospora anserina S mat+
Lineage: Eukaryota; Fungi; Ascomycota; Sordariomycetes; Sordariales; Podosporaceae
Exons: 2
Coding region: 1-1617 (538 amino acids)
Biological process (GO): transmembrane transport
Molecular function (GO): transmembrane transporter activity
Source: RefSeq, a predicted model, not a curated record